Naegleria fowleri is the source of this 1317-nucleotide messenger RNA. RefSeq lists its product as uncharacterized. NCBI's taxonomy places the organism in Eukaryota, Heterolobosea, Eutetramitea, Acrasida, Naegleriidae. The transcript has 2 exons. Bases 1 to 1317 code for a protein of 438 amino acids. The record is from RefSeq and is a predicted model, not a curated record. Gene Ontology annotation, cellular component: endoplasmic reticulum; COPII-coated ER to Golgi transport vesicle.
AUGUUCGAGCCUCAGCGAUCUUUCGGGUUCGUGCCUCCACAAGCAAAUCUUCUUCGGAGGAGACCAGGUGUUUCCGAUGAACACUUCUCGUCUUAUUCUCAUGAAGAUAAGUCUAAAACGGAAAUGAAGACUAAGAUCAUCAAGAGUAUUAGAAAUUUUGAUUUGUAUCCUAAAACAGAUUCUGUGGCUACAAAAAAGACAUCACUGGGAGGUUUUGUCUCUUUAUUUGCCAUGCUCAUUAUAACUUUACUCGUAGGAUCGGCUCUCAUUCGAUAUUUGAGCGUGGACCGACGAGAUACACUCUCGGUGGACAUUCAAGUGGAGGAUCGAGUUGUUAUUUUCUUUAAUAUUUCCUUCCCAGAUUUGAAAUGUUAUGAUCUUCAUUUGGAUUCAGUGGAUGCUAGCGGUGAUGCUGCCAUUGAUGUUGCACACCAUAUUCACAAAGUACCUGUUGAUGCAUCGGGCAGAAUUACUCAUUUAGAAUCAAAACAUAAGGCCAAGCUCGGAACUGAAAUGCCCCAAGAGAAAUAUGAUCCUACAAAGGAUCCACAUAGUGUCAUGUUUUGUGGAAGCUGCUAUAUUGAGAAGAAACGUGGACAAUGUUGUAAUACGUGUCAAGAUGUGAUGGAGGUUUACAAGAGAAACGGACUUGCUCCUCCAAGAGUUGAGGAUAUUGAGCAAUGUUUAUUUGAUGCUUCGAAAAAUCAUCCUGGAUGCAAUAUUUAUGGAACUUUGGAUGUUCAAAAGGUGAAUGGAAAUUUCCACUUCUUGCCAGGUAGAAGUUUUUCACAGGAAUAUGAGACACGUGUUCACCAUAUUCAUGAAUUUAAUCCAAUUCUUGUGGACAGAUUUAAUAGUACUCAUAUCAUCCACUCACUUUCAUUUGGAUUAAGAAUUCCACAUGUCACCUAUCCUUUGGAUGAUACUGUUGGAAUUAUUCCAAAAAUUGAGGAAACAGAUGAAAAGGCACCAAAGACUGCACUCUUCAAGUACUUUGUGAAAGUAGUGCCAACUACCUACAAGAGUGCAACACCAAUUUUGGGAGCUGGUUUAUUUUCCCAAGUCAUUAAUACCUAUCAAUUCUCAUUUACCAAACAUGUCAUGUCAUUUGAUAGUCAGAAAGUAAUGAUGCUACCAGGAGUAUUUAUUGUUUACAAUUUUGAGCCCAUUCGAAUUACCUAUGAAGAGUUUACAGUACCCUUCACUCAUUUUGUGGUGGAUCUGUUAGCUGUGUGUGCAGGUGUUUUUGUUGUGCUAAAUUAUGUGGAUAGACUUUUGGAAUUUAUCGUGUUAAAGUUGAAUAAGAAACAAGCGUAG